Molecule: messenger RNA, 7248 nt
Organism: Tetrahymena thermophila SB210
Lineage: Eukaryota; Ciliophora; Oligohymenophorea; Hymenostomatida; Tetrahymenidae
Product: helicase carboxy-terminal domain protein
Exons: 1
Biological process (GO): protein targeting; protein import
Cellular component (GO): membrane
Molecular function (GO): ABC-type protein transporter activity; ATP binding; ATP hydrolysis activity
Source: RefSeq, a predicted model, not a curated record
AUGAAUCAGCCAGAAAUAUCAAAUAGAGAAAACAAUUUAGAUGCCAAAAAAUUGAUAGAAUUAUUCUAGGAAUACGAAUAAGACUAUAGCGAAUUAAAAGAUAAGGAUAUAAUCUUAUUAGCAGGACCUACUGGAAGCGGAAAGAGUACUACUGCUAACUAUCUUUUAGGUUAUGAAAUGUUUUUUGAAAAGAUUGAAAUAGAGAAAGAAGUAGAUGGUGAAAUCUAUUAAAGUGAAACUGAAGUUUUUAAUUCAAAUGGAAUAUUUGAAAUUGGGCACUCUGGAAAAUCACAUACUUCAACACUGUAAAAAGCUCAUUUACAAGGUAAUUAUUUUUUGUGCGAUUCUCCUGGAUUUUUUGAUAAUCGUGGUACUGAAAUCGAAAUCGCUAAUGCAUAUUCUUUAAAGUAAUUUAUGUUGAAUUGCAAUAGUGUGAAAAUGGUUGUUUUGAUAAGCUUUUUUGAAUUAGAGGCUCGAAGAGGAGCAUUAUUUUAAGAGAUAUUUAAACUUGUAACUAGAAUUCUUUAAAACCCAGAGUAAGAGUAAUUUGAAAAGAUAAUAUUUCUAUUUACUAAGGUUCCUAAUGAUAAAAGCUUUAAAACUAUUAAUAGUAAGAUUCUAGAUUUUCUUGAUAUUAUGAAAAACUAAGAAGAAGAUAGGGAAUCAUUUACAAUGAAAACCUUUUUGAAAGUUAUUUUAAAUUAACUUAAAAUCAAUAGUAAUUUAGUAAUUGUAAAUCCUGCUGAUGGAAAUCAUAGGUUAUUACUUUAAAAGAUCCUUAGCCAUUAAUCUUUCAGUAAUCCUGCUGAAGAAUUUUGCUUUAGUGUUUCAGAAAAUGCAAAUUAAUAGAUAAAGUUAUACACAGAGGAGACGAGCAAAAUUAUAUUAAAAUAAUAAUAAUAUGGAAAGUAUAUGGAAGUAAAGAAUAGAAUGGUUGAAUUCAAGUAAAUAAGGGACUAUACAGGGAAUGAAUUUUUGUUAUAUUCAUAUCAAGAUUUAUCGAAAGAAAUUGUAAGAAUCUUUGAAAAAUAAAAAAACUAGGCUUUUAACACUUUUAAGGAAGCUUCUGAAUAAAGCAACAUAUUUUCCUCCCAAAAUAUUAAAGAAAUACUAGAUAUUAUUUCAUAUUUAUAAAUGAUUGAUGAAUUUAAAGCUGAAGUUUUUGAAUAAGGCUAAUUUAAAACUAGCGAAAAUCAAUUCAAAUAAGAGAUUGAACAAGUUUGCUUUGAGAUAAGUAAAAGGAUAACUGAAGAUUUCCCUUAAAACAUCGAAAAUGUUAAGAAUAAUCUAUAAAAAUUAAAAGAUUUUUCAGAUUAAACUUCUUUAGGUUUGUAAAUAUAUAAGUAAACCUAAAAUGAAAUAAGGGAUAAAUAUUUGUUAGAAAUAGAAGACUUGAAAUAAUUGUCUGAAAGAUUUUACAUAAGGACAUAAUAAUUAGAGGUUAACUCAAUCAAAGAUAGUGUAACCAAUAUAGCUUAGAAAAUUGGCUUUAUAAAAUUAAUUGAAAAAUUCCUCAAAGCUUUUAUCUUAAAUGAAGGCGAAAAUUUUUACGAAACUAUAGUUCAGUUACAUAAGCAAAAAAAUAAUGGGCUGUUAUCAAAUCUAAAGUUAAUAAUUGCCGAUAUUACUGAAGAGAUUUAAAAAUAACCCUCUAUGGAUGACUCUGAGAUUGUUUUUAAUCCUUAAUUAGAGUGCCUGCCAAAUUUUGAAAUUAGCAUACUCAAAAUAUAAAACUAGAAUAGCAAAUAUUCUGAAUAUAUUCCAGACUGCGAGAUUUUAUAUAAUGAAGCUCUUUUACAUUUAAAAGAAUUUAAUUAACAAGUAUUUAAUUUUAUCAAAGAAAAUUCUUAAGAAGAUUUUCAUUUGCAUAAACUAUAAAAUAUCUUAAAAAUAUUAGACGAAAUCAGAAAUCAAGAUGAUUUGAUUUAAGGUAAAACUGCUGACGAAUAUAGAUAAAUCAAGGAUGAAAUAAAACAAAAAAUUAAUAAAAAGGCUCGUGAAGCUAAAAAAAUUUUAAAUUAAUAUUUAUAGGAAAUUGAAGAAGAAGAAAACAACUGUGACGAAGAAGAAGAUGAAGAUGAUAUUAAUUCAAUAAAAUCAAAUGAUUUAGUAAAAAACUUUAAAUUAAAGUAAUAAAAUGACUUUAAGUAGUUGUUGAAGGCAUACAAUUUUCUUAGUGAUAUGCAUUGGACAGAUUAAUAUUUUUAAACAAAAUUUACAUAAACUAGCAUAAAUAAACUAGAAGUAAAGUUAAAUAAAUAUUUAGAGUAGUGCAAGUAGAAUGUUUUUAACUUGAUCAAAAAUGAUAAAUUCUGUUAAAUAAAAAAAGUCUUUUUAAGAAUAAGUUGCAUUAGUGUUUUUAAAGAUGUAGUUAAAAACUAUGAAGGACAAUAUCAGAUGUGUGUAGAUUCAGUGAAGAAAAAAGUAUCAGAGUUGAAUGAACAAAUAAAAAAAUUUAUUAGUUGUAAGAGAGGAGAUAAUAUAUUUAAUAGUGAAGGCUGGGAAAAAUUAAAUUAAUAUAUAUUGCUUUUGUCUAAGAUUGAGACUUUAGACAAGAUUGCUGAUGUCAAGGGAGAUUCUAAUUCUUCACUAAUUGAAAUCAAGUGUUUAAUCUAGACAUAUUUUGAAGAAAAUUUCCAAUUAAUAAAGAAUUUAUCAAGAGCUAAAGUUAACCCAAAUGACGAAGAUUUCACAAUUUAAUCUAAUUUUGUUAAACAAGCGAAAUUAAUAAAUAUAGAAUAUCAAUAUAUUAAGUCGCUUUUAAAAAGAUUCUCUUUUGAAUAACUUAUGGCUUUGGUUUAAAACGUUUACGAUGAGAUGGUCACUGAUUACAUUUCUAAGAAAGAAUAUAUUGAGAAUCUUUAAGAGAUUUAAGGGAGCUAUGAUAGAAUUAACAGAUUUAUCUAAAGCAUGAGUGAAUUUGAUUUCUUAAAAGAGAAAUUUAAAAGUUUGCCUAGACCAAAAGAGACUAUAUAGUAGGUAUUUAAGAACCUUGAAAAUUUGAUAAAAAAUGAAGAUUUUUAGAACCUAGAUUCAGAAAUAUACUUAUUGAGCCAACUUAAAAGCGAUACUGAUAAAUAAGCUUUAGAUAAAUCAUUUUAAAAAAUAUACGACAAGCUCUAUAAUGAAAUAUAAUAAGUAAAGAGUUAUUUUUAUUUUAAAUAAAAUGGAGGUUUCUCUGAGAAUAUUAGAAAAAAUCUGAAGAUUGUAUCUGAAAUAUUAAGAGUGCUCGAGAAAUAUAAGAAUCAGCUUUACUAAUAAUCUCGUAAUGAAUUAAAUAUUUUUUUGAAUAUCUUUAGGUAAAAUUACAUAAAGUCUUAAAAGUAAAUGAUUUUUAGUAAAAUAAAACAACUAAAAUUCUAAGAAAUGGAAUAGUAAUACGAAUAAUUAAUGUAAACUUUUACUGGCUUGAGUGAAUUUAAAUACAUUUUCUAAUAAGAUGAUUGGAAUACUUUUAGCUCAGAAAUUUAAAACAUAAAAGAGGAAAUUUCAAAGUCUAUUUUAAAUCUUCAUCAUCUUUCGAAAGAGUUAAUAUAUCUUUUAAAUUUGCUUUAAGGACUAAAUGAAGCUUAGAAGCACCCUUCAGAUUUUUCAGAGACAUUUUAACAAGAAUUACAAAAUUCCCAAUAAGAAAUUAAGUUAGUAUUUAAUAAUUAUGAAACGAGCAUUAGAAAUAAAAUAAAAAAUAAGGAUAGCUUUAUUAAAACUGACUUAAAAGUUUUGAAAAAUUUUGCUUAGAAAGCAGAAAAUAUUGAAUAAUUGAAUUAUUGUGAUUUUUAAGUUAAACUAUUUUAAAUUGAAGAAGAAAUAUAUGAAGAAUCAAAUAAGAAUUAUUAAGAAAUUUAAAAUUUAUUGGUUAAAAAGGAUUAUGACUAGGCUAAAAAACAGCUUCUACAAAUUAAGUAGGCAAAUGAGCAGUUUUUCGAUAGAAUAAUAAAAAAUAUGUAAAUUAUGAUAUCCAAAGCUACAGAUUAAAUUAAAGACCAAUUCCCCUUUAUAGAAGUUUCAUGCUUCUAGAAUACUUUUUUAACUGCCUUAAACAACCUGAAAAUAAUAAAACACUUUGUAAAUUAAGAUGAGUAUCUUCAACAUGAAACAACAAUUACUAAACUUAUUACUCAUAUAUUUACAUAAUCAAGGAAGUUCUUUGAGGAAUGCGAUAAAAUUCUGAUCUACAAUGAUCAAUCGUUUACAUAUUAAAAUUUAAUAAAUCUAUUUAAACAUCACUCAUUUUUUGAAGUAAUUCAAAGAGAGACGGUUUAAGGAGCAGAGUAAGCAAAGCCUUUAUAAGAUCUUUUUAAAAGUAUUUUAGUUAAAGUAAAAGAAGGACUAUUAAAAGUAAAAUAGGCUCAACAAUUAAUUAAAGAGAAAAUGUAAGUUGAUCAAGCCUUAAAUAAAAAUUGGAAAAAAUUCAAUGCUCUUAAUCAAAUCCUAAAGGACUCACCUUAAUUGUUUGAAUAAUCUGAAGAACUUAAAAAAAUAAAAGAAAUUGGUCUUCAAAUUUUGAAUGACGAUUAACUAGUAAAGGAAAUUUAAAAAAAUGUUGAAAGCAACGAUUAAGCUUUUUAAACUGCAUUGGAAAAUUGCAAUUUCUAAAGAGUUAAAGAGAUCAUUUUUAGCAUAAGGAAAUACUCUUAAAUAAAUUAAGAAUUUAAUACUGAAUUCAUCGACAUUAAUUCCAUGCUAAAAAAAAUUGAGUAAAAGGUUAAUCAAAUAGUGCAAGAAGCACUAAAUAUAGUGAAAGCUAGUAUUAUUUAUGACUAAAAAAUGAAUGAUUUAAUGAAUAUGAUUUAUAAUGCAGAUGAGCAUUUGAAAAGCAUAGAUUAAUAUCCUUAUGAACCUUAAAUCUAAAUAGUUUUAAAAGAGCUUACUAAUAAAUUAGAUCAAGAAAUCUCUGAUCUUCCUAAAUAGAGCUUUAUGUAUUAAUCAAACCUAAAAGAAUUAAGCCAAUUUUUAAUUAGCUUACAAAAAAUUUCUGAUUAAGUGAGUAAAUUCACUUAAAUUGUUGAUAAAAAGUUAUUUGAAGCUUUUGAAAUCAUAAUGUAAACUUUGGGAGAAGAUGUAAUAUUUGAAUUAGGUAAUAUUCUAAAGCAAGAUGCUUCUGGGGCUCAGAUUGUGAGCAAAAUACCUUAGUUUUAUUCUUACAGGAUUGAUACAUUUAAUGAAUAAGUAGGUAAACAUGACAUCAAUUAUAUUCUUGACAAAUUGUAAUAAUCUGAAAGAGGAGAAGUCAAAUAACCUUUAGAUGCUAAAUUAAAGCUUGAACUAAAAUAGUAUUAUGAAACUUACUUAAAAAAAUAUGAAUAAACAAUUGAUAAAUAUAAAUACAUUAAGAAUAAAUGGGAAGAAAUUGUAGACUGUGUAAAAUUACUAUCUAAAUAAAUAAAUCUUCCAAAUAAAAAAGUAUGGGAGGAGAAGAAUACAAUUCUACAUUUGCUUGCUCAAAUUUGUGCGUACUGGACUCUAAUUGAUAGCGGAGAAUAAAAGUAAGGCAAAAAAGAUAUCUUUAAAAAACCAAACCAUACUCAAAUAAUUAGCAUUAUAAUGCUUUUAGGAAUUCAUAGAGAAAUUGGAUUAUGGCAAGGAGUUAAAAAUUACUUUUCAAGAGGCAGCUAAAUUUAAUUUAAAAAUUAAUUGAUUGAGAUUUUGACUGGAGAAGGAAAAUCAAUCACAUUAGGAUUUUGCUCUUUAACACUUGCCUUGUUGGGUUGUGAGGUUGAUGUAGUUUGCUAUAGUUCCUACCUUUCAGAGAGAGAUGAUAAAGACUUUCGUAAGCUCUUUAACUUAUUUGGAGUUUCUGACAAAAUCAAAUAUGGAACUUUUAAAUAAUAAGCAGAAAGAUACCUAGAAAGCUAUUUAGAUGUUAGGCAAAAUACCUUAAAUAUAAUAAAUUAAAGCAGGUAAAAUGAUAACAGAAAUCCUUUACAAAAUACUAUCAAUAAUAAAAUAUUGUUAAUUGAUGAAGUAGAUAUCUUUUUCAAUCUAGAUUAUUAUGGAAAAACUUACAAUCCUUCAGUAAGUUUUUAGACUUAAGAAAUAGUAAAUAUAAUUAAGGAAAUUUGGAAUUAGAGAGGAAAAUAAGAAUCAAGCAUUAUUACGAAUAUUUUAUAAAGUAGUAGCUAUAAACAAUUAAUCAACAAAUAUCCAGCAUAUGAAAAACUUUUCUAAAGACAUAUUAAAUAACUUGCUGGAGAUGUGAAUAAUGUAUAAUAGCAUAAAAAAAAUAAAAACUAUGUAGUUAGAAAUAAUUAAAUUGGGUAUAGAUAAAACGAUUCAACAAUUUCUUUCAGUACAUGUUAUAAUUACUUAACUCUUUUUGCAUAUUUCCUUGAAAAUUCUAAUGGAAAUAUAGAUAACUAGGCACUUUAAAAAGAAAUUUCAUUAAAUAUUGAAUGCGGAAAUAUUUCUUAUGCACUAUUACCAGAUACUUAUUCAGCUAUAUUAGGGGUAACCGGUACUCUUUAAUCUUUAAAUUAACAAAUGAAACAGUGUCUCAAAAAGUAUAAAUUCUCAACAGAAAUUUAUAUCCCUUCAAUGUUUGGAAAUUCCAAGCUAGAUUUUAGAGAAGGAGAUAUGGUAAAAGUAGAAAUAGAUUUAGAAAACUAAUAUUUGAAAAUUCAGGAGAUCUCUUUCUCAGCAAUUAAAUAAUAAUAAUCUGUGCUCAUAUUCUUUAAAGAUAGUUAAUCUUUAUUAUAAUAUCAUGAAAGCAAUUAUUUAUGCUUUUCUAAAGAAAAGUACAUUGUAGUUACUGAUCAUGAAAGUAGUGAAGAUUUUAAUUUUUUAAUUCAAAAAGUGACUAGGUCAGGUCAAAUUGGACUUUUUGUUAGAGAAUAUGGGAGAGGAACAGAUUUUAUUUCAUUAGAUCCUAAUGUAAAUAAUUCAGAUGGUGUAGUAGUCAUCUAAACAUUUCUUUCAGAUAACAAAACAGAAGAAAUCCAAAUCAAAGGAAGAACUGCAAGGCAAGGCUAAAAAGGAUAAUAUUACUUAAUCUUAAAUCAAUAAGAUUUAAUAAAAGAUUUUGGAUUGUAAGAUUAUCAAAUUUAGUAAUGGAAAAAUAAUUAAAUUAAUAAGUCUUUUUAUGCUAAUCUUAAUGAAGUAAGAAAUGCUAAAGAAAAUAAAAUGUAUGCAAAUAUUGAAAAUAAUAUAAUGUAAGCUGCUAAUUUGCACUAAAAAAGUAUUGAAUAUAUUUAGAAUAUUAAAAAUUAAAAAUACAAUUAAGCUAUUAGCUAUAUUAAUGAUAACUGUUGA